UAGAUGCAAUGCGGCGCGACUCAUGCAAGUUGAGCCUUCUUAUCGUCGUUGCUCAUCUCGGGGGCGCCGCCGCCUCACAACUCCUUCCAGAUUGGGAGGAGAAUAAAUAACACAUCGUGACGUCACCUGCAAACCGACCAAACAGCCCGCGGUCCGCUCGUCUUCUUCCAAUCAGCAGCAUCUUUUCCUGACCUCAACAAACACAAUCAACGCCAACCUUUGAAAGGCAAACAAUUGUCAGGCUUGGGUCAGUUUAACAGGGGACCAGUCCUGUUCGAAACCCCACCUACUAAUGCAACUUAUGCUUGACAAUUUCCCCAAAGACGUAAGAUGUUUUACAAUGCUCUGAUCCGCACCCAUCACAUCACCUCGCGCAAGAAGGUCUCCGCCCUGAAACGGGCAGCCGACAUGCACAAUUGCUUCGUGCUGCUGCGCUCCGGAGGUUGUCCGGGGAUUAUGUAUGUGGAAGCGAGAGACAAAGACGCCGUCGAGUCGUGGGUGAAUGUCGUGCGGAAUUUGAGGUAUAAGGAUUUUCAGCUGGUAACUCGACCGGGGCUCUUGGAGGUUGAGUACGAACAAAACAGCGCUGGAGAGCGGGCCGACCCCCCCAAGCAGAGGCCUGGCGUCUCUGAAAUUGACUCAGUCAAGGAAUUUGGGGGCCUGAUGGAGCAGCGGGGGGUUUGGAAGUGGUGGAGAAAGGGAAUGGGCUAUCUGAGUUGAUGGUUGCGUGGCGAUCUUUCGAGCGUUGGAAAUUCGGUGUUGGGAAAGUUCGUUUGCCAUCACAUUACAUCACUUAUCCCAAUCGGAUCAGCUGGUGCGCAAUAAUCAAAGAAGCAAUCAGAGUCCUAGCUGCGACUCGCCUCUGUCGAUGCGCAAGACCGCGCGGAGUCAACGCUACCCGGCUUUUUUGAGGGGCCACUUUUUUCAAACGCCACUGCAAUACACACCAACACGAGGGAUAACUACAGCACAACAGUCUGGUCUUGUUUUGUCAAGAUUCGUUCAUUCGUCCAUUAUCUCCCCCCCUUUCCAAAUCGUCAAUAUCUCCACUCAAUAAUCUCA
Molecule: messenger RNA, 1062 nt
Organism: Aspergillus aculeatinus CBS 121060
Lineage: Eukaryota; Fungi; Ascomycota; Eurotiomycetes; Eurotiales; Aspergillaceae
Exons: 1
Coding region: 331-720 (129 amino acids)
Source: RefSeq, a predicted model, not a curated record